UUCAUUUUGUUUAUUUUUUAACUUGCUCAUUUUGCCAUUUAUACAUUUAUUUUGAAUAAAUCAUCAGUUAAGUCAUGACAUUUUUAAUUUUUUAAAUCAUAACUACUAAAAUAAAUCAUUCAGUAACAGCUGAUCUGUGGCAUAGAAAGAAAGAGAGAAAGCACACAUCCCGAAAGCUUCCGCUACAGGCCACUGCGCAUCAUCCCUAGCCGUGUGCAUGUGGUGGUGGACUGCAGUGCGUAUGUGUGAUGGACGCAUACGCCAUGUUGUACCGUGCUCAGUUCCAAUCGCUCGCUUGCUGACAGAUGCGGCGCUCUGCUGCUAAUCUGUAUUUAUUCGCCAAAGCGGUGCAGUUAACUGGCUGAGCCAAAACAGCUGGGAGUGCGACUUGUUGUGAAUUUUUUAUAUUUUCGCCAUCACACGGACUCCUUGAUCUCGAACUAAAAAGAUAAUUGAUUACAUUAUAGAUACAGUUAAGAAUGCCCGAUAAGAAAUGCGCUGAAUCAGAACAGAAUGAUUGUGUGAUGCCAGUUCGCUCUGCUAAUCCGAUUCGCGCUAGAAGUUUGAUCCGAGACAAUUUGGAGAAACAGGCUGGUUGUCUAAAUUUAAUCCACUCCAGAAUGCCGAACAUCAAAGUGUUUUCGGGCACCUCGCAUCCCGAUCUGGCCCAGCGGAUCGUCGAUCGCCUGGGCAUCGAUCUCGGCAAGGUGGUGACCAAGAAAUUCAGCAACCUGGAAACCUGUGUGGAAAUUGGGGAAUCGGUGCGCGGCGAGGAUGUGUACAUCGUGCAGUCCGGCUCCGGCGAGAUCAACGAUAACUUGAUGGAGCUGCUGAUCAUGAUCAAUGCGUGCAAAAUCGCCUCAGCCUCUCGUGUUACAGCUGUGAUUCCUUGCUUUCCAUAUGCCCGCCAAGACAAAAAAGACAAGUUGCCGGGCAGUGAGGAUAAUGAGGAAAGCAAGAAACUAGCCAAGAAAAACUACGAUUGGAAAUUUAGGGCCAAUGCACAGAGUCGUGCGCCCAUCUCGGCCAAAUUGGUCGCCAACAUGCUGUCCGUGGCAGGAGCCGAUCACAUCAUAACCAUGGAUCUGCACGCCUCACAGAUUCAGGGCUUCUUUGAUAUACCAGUUGAUAAUCUCUAUGCCGAGCCGGCGGUACUCAAAUGGAUCAAGGAGAACAUUCCCGAGUGGAAGAACUCGAUAAUAGUGUCGCCCGAUGCUGGUGGUGCCAAGCGUGUCACGUCGAUUGCGGAUCGCCUGAAUGUGGAGUUCGCCCUGAUACACAAGGAGCGCAAGAAGGCCAAUGAGGUGGCCUCCAUGGUGCUGGUGGGUGAUGUCAAGGACAAGAUUGCUAUCCUUGUAGAUGAUAUGGCCGAUACAUGCGGCACCAUUGUCCAUGCUGCCGAUCGUCUGGUGGAAGCUGGAGCCACCAAGGUCUAUGCCAUUCUGACGCAUGGCAUUUUCUCGGGUCCGGCGAUUUCGCGGAUCAACAAUGCCUGUUUCGAGGCGGUGGUUGUUACCAACACCAUACCCCAGGAUGGACAUAUGCGGGAUUGCCCCAAGAUCCAGUGCAUUGAUGUCUCGAUGAUGUUCGCCGAGGCCGUUAGACGGACACACAACGGCGAGAGUGUCUCGUAUCUCUUCUCAAAUGUUCCAUACUAAGCCAGGCUAGUCCUGUGAAAGUUUAAUUAAAUCAACAACAACAGCAACAACACCAUUAGCAAGCAACAGCAGCAGCAACAACACAACCUUUACAGCAAUUGCAAUGCAGCAAGAACCACAGAAGCAGCAGCAACAGCAGCAACAAUUUAAAAACACAUAUUUUGCCAUCAUCAUCGUUAUGUAUUUUUUAUGGAUUAACUAUUGUAAUUAAAGCAAAUGCAAACUCAGUAAAUGGGAAAUCGUCAUUAUGUAAUUAUACUAAAUAGGAGUCUAACUAAAUAACACUAAACACCACACAACAAAAAUAAAAGCUAAGUAAACUAAUAGUUAAAGGCUUUGUUCAACUUUUGUUCCAAUGAUUUCCCCAUUCGUUUUGAUUUUAAAAUGAUUUCUGUUAGAAACACGAUAAUUCCCAGUUGAUUGGUGUAUAAAUUGGCCUGCUCUUAGAGAGAAAUUUAGAUUUAUAGAUUAACACAGUAGAUGAUACACCUUUAUACCUACACACACCCAAGCACACCACACACAACUCACUCACAACAAAAAUAUUGUAAUUUUACACUGUGCAACAACUUUUUGAUGAUUCUUAAUUGUAAGUUCAUGAAGAGAAAAGAAAAAAAAAAACGCAAAAUACUUGCAAGUUCAAAACAAAAUCUAGUAAAAUUAAGUAAAAAAAAAAA
This is a messenger RNA of Drosophila ananassae, 2335 nucleotides long. RefSeq names its product ribose-phosphate pyrophosphokinase 2 (gene Prps). Gene Ontology annotation, molecular function: ribose phosphate diphosphokinase activity; magnesium ion binding. The coding region runs from base 480 to 1658 and encodes 392 amino acids. The transcript is spliced from 9 exons. Gene Ontology annotation, biological process: 5-phosphoribose 1-diphosphate biosynthetic process; purine nucleotide biosynthetic process; ribonucleoside monophosphate biosynthetic process. NCBI's taxonomy places the organism in Eukaryota, Metazoa, Arthropoda, Insecta, Diptera, Drosophilidae. Gene Ontology annotation, cellular component: cytoplasm; ribose phosphate diphosphokinase complex. The record is from RefSeq and is a predicted model, not a curated record.